Daphnia pulex (common water flea) is the source of this 2047-nucleotide messenger RNA. RefSeq names its product signal recognition particle receptor subunit alpha homolog (gene SrpRalpha). The record is from RefSeq and is a predicted model, not a curated record. NCBI's taxonomy places the organism in Eukaryota, Metazoa, Arthropoda, Branchiopoda, Diplostraca, Daphniidae. Gene Ontology annotation, biological process: SRP-dependent cotranslational protein targeting to membrane. Gene Ontology annotation, cellular component: signal recognition particle receptor complex; endoplasmic reticulum membrane. Bases 98 to 1984 code for a protein of 628 amino acids. Gene Ontology annotation, molecular function: ATP hydrolysis activity; GTPase activity; signal recognition particle binding. The transcript has 10 exons.
AAUCACUCAUUGUUGUGACGUGUAGAAAGUAGGCAGACAGAAUCUAGGGCAAAUCGCUAUUUCAAAAACGUUGAACCAGCUUUAAACGAUAGAAAAAAUGUUGGAUUUUUUUUCAAUUUUUAGCAAAGGAGGCAUAGUGUUAUGGUGCUUUCAAGGAACAUCCCAGAUAUUUACUUCUUCGGUUAAUGCGCUAAUUAAAGCGGUUAUUCUACAGGAACGUACAGGCCAGCUGUCAUAUGAUCACGAUAAUGUUACCCUUAAGUACAAACUGGACAAUGAGUUUGAACUUGUCUAUGUGGUGGCUUACCAAAAAAUUUUACAACUGUCGUAUGUUGACAAGUUUUUAAAUGACAUCCAUCUGGAGUUCCGAGACGCCUACAAGAAUGAACUACAAUUGCAACAGUUUGGAGGGAAAUUUGAAAUCAAUGAAAUGUUUAACAGUAUCCUUAAAUCUGCUGAGGAUUGGGGAAGGUUGCAAGCAGCUGCUCCCAAGAUGAUGAAGUCAUUUGAAGAAUCCCAGAAGUCCAAGAAGACAGUGGCUUCAAUGAUUGAGAGAAAGGGAGAUGACAAGGAAAACAAAAAAGUUAAAAAAGUUGAAAUCAAAGUACCUGAAGUUAAACCAGAAAUUAUCCAAAACAUCGAAUUAUCCGAAGAGGAUAUUAUUCAGCAAAAAAGACGUGAGUUCGCUGAGAAGAUGGCGGCUGGGAAAAACAAAAGCAAACCACCCACUGAAAAACUGAAAAGUCCCAAAGCGACUUCAAAGAAAUCCAAAGAGAGUCGAGUUUGGCCAUUGGGUGGAGCCCCGAAAGACAUGGAAACACUAGACUAUACUAAAGAUAAAGAUAUUGGCGAAAGCCCGUUGCCGCAGCAAGCUGUGUACCUACCAGACCCCAAGUCUGUAGGCACUCUGCAAGGUGAAGUUCGAGAUAUGGAUUUCGAAUCGGAGUCGGAAGAAGAAGAACAACAAGAAGAGGGAACAACUGAUUAUGUACCGAAGCAAGUGACCCAGCAAAAGAAGCAGACGGGAAUAUUUUCGCUAUUUAAGAACUUGGUGGGAUCAAAGACCAUAACUGAAGAAGUAAUGACACCCGUUUUGGAUAAGAUGCGUGAUCACUUAAUUGCUAAGAAUGUCGCUUCCGAGAUUGCCGGUAAAUUGUGUGACUCUGUGGCCGCUAAACUCAACGGCAAGGUGCUUGGAACGUUUGAGAGCUUGGCUAACACGGUUAAAGCAUCUCUCACGGAAUCUUUGGUGCAAAUCCUGUCUCCCCGCCGACGAGUUGACAUUUUGCGUGACGUCUUUGAAUCCCAGCGACAAAAUCGGCCAUAUGUUAUGUCUUUCUGUGGUGUCAACGGCGUGGGCAAAUCCACCAAUCUAGCCAAAAUCUGUUUUUGGCUUAUAGAAAAUAAUUUUCGCGUCUUGAUUGCUGCCUGCGAUACCUUUCGCGCUGGAGCCGUCGAGCAACUUCGUACUCACAUGCGCCAUUUGAACUCGAUUCAUCCACCGGAGAAGCAUGGAGGUAGACAAAUGGUCCAGCUUUACGAAAAAGGAUACGGGAAAGACGCUGCUGGAAUCGCCUUAGAAGCAAUUAACUAUGCUCGAGAUGGAGGUAUUGAUGUUGUGAUGAUUGAUACUGCUGGGCGGAUGCAGGACAAUGAACCGCUGAUGAGAGCCCUAGCCAAAUUGAUUAAAGUCAACGAGCCAGAUUUGGUACUUUUUGUCGGAGAAGCUCUUGUAGGCAAUGAGGCUGUCGACCAACUGGUCAAAUUCAACCAAGCAUUAGCUGAUUACUCUAAUUCAGAAAAUCCGCAUACUAUUGAUGGAAUCGUCCUAACUAAAUUUGAUACAAUCGAUGACAAGGUGGGUGCUGCCAUAUCAAUGACGUACAUUACCGGACAACCCAUCGUCUUUAUUGGCACUGGCCAAACGUAUGCCGACUUGAAGACUCUAAAUGUCAAGGCGGUAGUUAGCAUCUUAAUGAAAUAAAUCAAUUAUAUUGAAAAGGGAAUAUUCCCCUUGGUUUUUUCAAAUAAAUGGGAAAUACGGAAA